CUUCCGGGCCGCGGAGGCGCGCGGCUGGCCGGCGGAAGCGGCGCGGCGCCGGCGCCAUGGCCGGGAUCCUGUUCGAGGACAUCUUCGACGUGAAGGACAUCGACCCCGAGGGGAAGAAGUUCGACCGUGUGUCCCGCCUGCACUGUGAGAGCGAGUCCUUCAAGAUGGACCUCAUCCUGGACGUGAACAUCCAGAUCUACCCCGUGGACCUCGGGGACAAAUUCCGCCUGGUCAUCGCCAGCACCUUGUACGAGGACGGCACGCUGGAUGAUGGCGAGUACAACCCCACAGACGACAGGCCCUCCAGGGCAGACCAGUUUGAGUACGUGAUGUAUGGCAAGGUGUACCGGAUCGAGGGGGAUGAGACCUCCACGGAGGCAGCCACGCGCCUCUCUGCCUACGUGUCCUACGGGGGACUGCUCAUGCGGCUGCAGGGGGAUGCAAACAACCUGCAUGGCUUUGAAGUGGACUCUCGAGUUUACCUGCUGAUGAAGAAGUUGGCCUUCUAGGACACCUCCCACCUCCACGGGCUGCCCCAGAGACCUCCUGGACAGCAAACACCAGCCCUCUGACCCCGAAUCCUGUCCCAGCACCCACGCUGGGGGAGGAAGGGCCAGUCUCCCUUUCUCAUCCUGGCCUCUCCUGACUCCUGCUGGGACCCACAGCCCCCUCUCAUGAGGAGAGGUGCCCAAUGACUGACUAGAGACCAUGCUGGGUGCUCUGUGGUCCUGCCUGCCCGGACAUCAGAAGUGGGUACAGCCCUGGCUCUGUGGUAGGAUGGCUACCUGUCAGCCCCGGGACUGGGUGCUGCUCCCAGAACCAGGCUGGCCUUGUUCUUUAUUAAACUGAGAUGUGUUUUCUA
Messenger RNA from Colius striatus (speckled mousebird), 862 nucleotides. It is a transcript of the gene POLR2H, whose product is annotated as RNA polymerase II, I and III subunit H. Gene Ontology annotation, biological process: DNA-templated transcription. The record is from RefSeq and is a predicted model, not a curated record. Gene Ontology annotation, cellular component: RNA polymerase II, core complex; RNA polymerase III complex; RNA polymerase I complex. Gene Ontology annotation, molecular function: DNA-directed RNA polymerase activity. The transcript has 5 exons. NCBI's taxonomy places the organism in Eukaryota, Metazoa, Chordata, Aves, Coliiformes, Coliidae. The coding region runs from base 57 to 509 and encodes 150 amino acids.